Messenger RNA from Sphaeroforma arctica JP610, 2974 nucleotides. RefSeq lists its product as hypothetical. NCBI's taxonomy places the organism in Eukaryota, Ichthyosporea, Ichthyophonida. The coding region runs from base 11 to 1888 and encodes 625 amino acids. The transcript is spliced from 10 exons. The record is from RefSeq and is a predicted model, not a curated record. Gene Ontology annotation, molecular function: sphingosine-1-phosphate phosphatase activity.
CGCAGAGAGUAUGUUCUCUAUCGACCUCGAUAAGCAGUCUUGUGUGGGGACCAUUGACCAAACGCCGUUGACUGAGACUGCGAAUGGACAGAGUGUGACAGAUCCAGGGGAAUUGGUCGGCACAGUAGUAGACAAGGCUCAGGGUAUAGAAAGGCAUGUGAGCUUCAGCAACGAGGACAAACAUAACUAUCUCCAAAGCCACGAUGAGAGGCGUGGGCAUGCGCAGGAGACCGUUGUGCGUACAACUGAGCAUGUCAACCAUGCCAAUGAGUAUGCCAUGGACGCUAGCUUUGGUGGGCAUUCACGUCAGGUGCGGUCGAGGCGCACACUCAAAAAGCUGCGGCAGACCACAUCGUCCUACGCUGCAAGGGACCACAACGAACCACUCAACGACCAUGACUUCACCAGCAGCGUCCCAUCGCCACUCAACAGCCCCACCACCAUGACCCCAGGCACCUUCUUUGGUGAUGAUAUCGAAAACGAGUACCUACCGUGGAGUAGCCGUAAGGUGUCUGUGCCUCUUCUCAGUCAGAAGCAAUGGGCCAGGCGACCACUCUUACAACGGAGGUGGUCGGAGAAAGUGCUGGAUGACGAUAAGGAGGACCCUAAUGACUUUGGUUUAUUGGGCGAAAAACCAAGUUUAUCGUCUGUGGCGGAGAUAGUUCUUCCCGAGACCGGUGUGUCGUUAUCCACGUUGAUUCGCUACAGUUUUCUGUCGGUGUCAGCACUCUUUGCACUGCAGGUCGCGGCUGUGUGGACAAUAGGCCCUACCAUCCAGGGGCUGUCGGCGCCAUUGACAGAGUACUACCAAAGAGCACUGGACAAUGAGUCAUACGAAGACCUCAGCGAUUUCCUGCACCACGCUGUCACAAGCCAUGCGUGGCUGUUGCUCUGCGCUAUUGUUUACUGGUCAGUGGACGCCUACGAAGGCGCUAAUCUCUACUGUCUAACGUCCAUCGGUUACUACCUGAAGAGCCUGGCCAAAAACCUCAUCAAAUCACCACGAGUCUUCUGGGUCAGUGAGCAGAUCCAGUGCUUCUACUGUGGCAAAGGUUAUAGCCUCCCCUCGGGCCACUCCAUGAUCAGUCUGCUGGUGCUGCUGUUCUGUGCGUACAAGAUCAGAGACCCGUGGAUCUGGGUGUUUCUAGUGCUGUUUGAAGGCAUCACAUUUGUCAAUGUGGUGUACAUUGGCACACACAGCUUUGCUGACGUGCUUGUGGGGUGGACUGGUGCCUUGCUGGUGUUCUUGGCGUACCUGGGUGUAGAACAUGUGUACAUGCUCAACCGCUGCGUGCCCACCCUAGGGCAGCAACUGAGGUUUUUCUGUAUAAACCUGGUUUUUAUCCUGAGUUUGGACCUCAUCGAUACCUCCACACAGCAGGAAGAGUUUCCGGCGGCCUAUCAACUCAACAUGGCUCGUGCCUGCAGGAUUGCGCCUGAUAAGAUUGUGGACAGCAUGAGUUUGCCCAUGCGCAUGAGUAACACUUGGGGACUGCUAGGGCUGGCCUUCGCGUUCGUCUUCCGAAGUGAAAUGCUCAACGACAAAUACAAAACAAACAUGGACAAGAUGCUGUGGUGGGAGAGGCUGUUGACGUUGGCUGUGGGCACAGUGGUAUUUAUGAAGUCGUCGGUGUUUGUGGGGCGCUAUCUGCGGUUUAUGCAGUUUCACGGCGUCUUCCAUCAGGUCUACAACUUUUUGCUGCCCAUCCUGGUGCUGGUGUGUGUGCCUGUGGCGGUACUUCUGAUCACACGCCUAGUCACACACGACAGAUACAAGAAGUCACGACACAGACACAACGAACGAAUGUACCACGACACAGUUAACGGAGACGACGUCAGAUGGGAACUGCACCAUCGCAGCAGAGAACGUGUGGACACAGCCAUGUGACACACACCACAAACAAAUGCACCAUGGCACACUGUGGCAAACACGAUAGAGGGAAAGGUCAAAGGCAUACGCACCUACCUGAUGUGGGUGGGAGCAUGCACAUACACAUUCAAUUGAGCAUGCACAUACACAUUCAAUGGAACAUGCACAUGCACUUGAUGGCAGCGACAGUUACCUCUCAGCAUACCACAAGCGCACCACCACUCGUAUGAAAAGCCGUCUGUUGUAGAUUAGACGUAGUUAUGGCACCACAGGGGAAGGUCUCUCCUCAGGCAGAGCUCAAUUACGCUCAUAUCAGCCCUGUCGUCACAAACAUCCAACGGCAUAACAGUUGCGUCCGCUGAGUACACACCGGUGCUACGUCGUACACUAGCACGUGCACAGACUCCACACGACACGUGGUGUACAUAUGAACGCAAUACGCUUGGGGCCAGCGAUGGCAACGGUACAGCUCAAUACGACACUACACAGCCAGGCGGAAGGGGCUACCCCCACAACAGCCACAGCUGCGAAACGAUGAGAGAUGCGGGUGUCUAGUAAGGGCAACCAACACAUGUACAUGCAGUGCGUAUGGGCAGAUGCUUGGACAGCGGUGUAGGCGUGUGAAUAAAGCGUGACACGCAAGUCUCGUUUAACUAGGAGGAGGAUGGAAGGUACAAUGCAGACGUGACGUGAAUGGCCACGUGCACAACGGUGACACGAGGUUACAGACCUGUGAGAGCACCUGCGCUCAUCAGCAGACACUGAUAGAGAGAUGCGCAUGGCAGGAUCACCCAACCCCUAAACCCUAAAGACACCACACACCACACACGAGGGCAAUCAUUCUCAAGCACCAGUGCACCAGUACCCACAGGAUUCAGGGUUUUAUGGUUUAGGAUAAAAAUCCCAAGGGCGGAGACAUUAGACAAUUGAGGGGUUAGGCUUGUAGGGUUUUAGGGUUUAUAGGACACACAGGUGCCGUUCACACGUGGGCCAUGGGGGUCUACAGUCCAUGACGGGCCAAUGUCUUGGGCUGCACCAGGAGAUUACUAGUGAUGUGGUGUCAUGCACAGAUGGGUGGACUGCUAGAUGCAUGGAUAGAUGGAU